This is a messenger RNA of Aspergillus saccharolyticus JOP 1030-1, 1072 nucleotides long. Its product is annotated as Aldo/keto reductase. The transcript is spliced from 2 exons. Bases 4 to 1017 code for a protein of 337 amino acids. Lineage: Eukaryota; Fungi; Ascomycota; Eurotiomycetes; Eurotiales; Aspergillaceae. Gene Ontology annotation, cellular component: cytosol. The record is from RefSeq and is a predicted model, not a curated record.
GUCAUGGGCACCCAAGGGUUCGCUGGCGCCUGGACCCGAGAGACUGUGGGAUCGCUGGUCGAUCGGCUGGAGGCGGCGGGAAUCCGCCACUACGACACAGCUCUACUUUAUCCUGUCACCAACUCUGGGGCCGCCGAACGCCUCCUGGGCAGCAUCCGUCAACCUGAGUUCGUCAUUGACACCAAGAUUCUCUUCCGACCGGAAGCCUUGCGCCGAGAGAACAUGGAGGAGUCGAUCCGCAAAAGCUUGGAAAACCUCGGCGUCCCCAAGGUCACGACCCUCUACGCGCAUGCCCCGGACCAAGCCACCCCGAUCGCCGAACAGGCGGCCAACUUCGAUUACUUCCACCGGGCGGGUUACUUUGAGCAACUGGGCCUCUGCAACUACUCGCCCGCGCAGCUGAGCGAAUGGAUCGAGGUCGCGCAGGCGCACGGGUACAUCCUGCCGCGGAUCUACCAAGGCCAGUACAACAUCUUCUGCCGUGACUAUGAGACCACGCUGUUCCCGCUGCUGCGCCAACACCAGAUCCGUUUCGUGGCCAACUCGCCCCUGGCCGGCGGGUUUGCGACGGGCAAGCUCACCUUCGCGCAGACGGCGGCGCAGCUGCAGGGCACGCGGUUCGAGCCGGCCGAUGGCAACAUGAUCGGGUUCUUGUUCCGGAUGUGGUACGACAAGCCCGCCUUUCAUGAGGCGGUGCGCCAGCUCCAGGCGGCGGUAGAGGAGGAGGAGGAGAAGAAGGAGGAGGAGAAGAAGGAGGAGGAGAAGAAGGAGGAGAAGGACUCUGCGACCUCCCGUCUGGCCCAGACGGCGCUGCGCUGGCUCCUGUUUCACUCUGGACUGCAGAGCACGGACGCGGUGGCCAUUGGGCCCAGCUCAGUGACGCAGCUGGACGAGUACUUGACUGCACGCAAAGCGGGACCUCUCUCGGCGAAGCUGGCGAGGCGGAUUGACGAGUUGUAUGCGCCCUUGCGGGAGGAAGCGGCUCCGUUGGUGCAGGUCGGCUGGUGGUCCCAGUAAUUGAUUUGUAUGUACAGUACAUGAUUAUGAUAGGUAGUCUAGUGCAGUUGGUGAU